CCCGCCCCUGAACCCCUUCCAAGUCCAUAUACCCAACUCCUAAUGGAAUCUCAGUUAACAUGACCCAAGGCCCAGUCGGUGAAUUUGACGUGAGCGGAAAGAUUGUCGCCAUAACCGGCGGAGCCUCCGGAAUCGGCCUCGAGCUUGCCAAGCUGGUACUCUCGAAAGGUGCUAAAGUCCUAAUCGCCGACUUGCGUCUCACCCCGGAAGCGGAAUCCCUUGUUGAUGAGAAGACCGUGAUUUACGUCCCGACGGAUGUCGCCAAGUGGCCGGAGCUUGAGAACAUCGUUGUUAUUUCCAAGAAGGUUCUCGGCGACGUUCCUGACGUCUAUGUUGCUGGUGCGGCAGUGUUUGAGCCCACCUGGUCAAAUUUCUGGGAUGACACGGAAGCAGAGUCGUACGGCUCUGUCCAGAUCAAUGUGAACCACCCUCUGAAGCUCACGCGGAUUGCAAUCCGAGCUCUACUCGCAGAGAACAAGAAGGGAGUCGUUCUGAUCGUGGCCUCGAUGGCAGGAUACCAAGGUCAUUUUGGAGCGACAAUGUACUGUACAACUAAGCAUGCCUUGGUUGGGUUUACACGCUCGGUCGGCCAACUGGACAGCCACGAGGGUGUCAAAGUGGUUACCAUCUGCCCUGGGAUCGUGGACACACCGCUCUGGGGCACCAAGCCACACCUGCGGGAGCAAUUUGGAUACCAUCCGAAACUUGCGAUCUCAGCGCGGACAGUUGCUGAAGCAGAGCUCGAGUUGAUCGAAAGUGAAAAGUAUAAGGGCGGGACCGUCUACGAGGUCUCGGUGCUGGGAGGGCGGGUAAUCCCAACAUACUUCAUCACUCCCCCCGGUUACGACCCGAAAAAGCCGAAGCAGCGCGGUAUUCCCAAGAAAGAUGAUACAGGGGAAAAUGACAUGAUCUGGAGUGUUUUGGCGGCAGAGAGGAACGCGAAGUUAUAGUUUUCUUUCCAUCCGACAUAUUGCCUAUCCCAUGUAGUCGGUGGAAUUACAGUACAGUCUUGAAAAGGCUUGCUAAACUAAUAGUCACAUGUCUUCAACUGAAUGAAUAUACCCUGGAUGCUCGACAUUUGAAUGAUUCCACCUUACCCUGUAUGCUAAGCCUUGACAUCGACCUAUUCGCAGGCGCUAGUGCUGUGUUCGAUCUGAAUGUCUGGGUUAAAACACAACUAAAACGCUCAUACCAAGUCAUCAACCAACAACUACAGCAGCAAAACAUACCAACCAAGACAUGGAAAUACACUAACCUCAUAUACAGAAUUCACCUAUAAAAUCAACAACAAAGAAAAAGUUCAACAGCCUACGACACUUCACCCCCAACCUUAACUCUCCUCCUCAACCAAACAUGCAACGCCACAAACACAACCACCCCGACACCCAACAUCGCCGAAAUAACCGCAAACCCCAUGAUAUAAUUCGGCGCGUCCUUCUCCGGAAACAGAUACGAGCCAUAGAUCUGCGCCAGAUUCCCUAGCGCAUUCACCAACGCC
Messenger RNA from Aspergillus melleus, 1498 nucleotides. RefSeq lists its product as uncharacterized. The record is from RefSeq and is a predicted model, not a curated record. The transcript is spliced from 4 exons. Bases 60 to 950 code for a protein of 296 amino acids. Gene Ontology annotation, molecular function: oxidoreductase activity, acting on the CH-OH group of donors, NAD or NADP as acceptor. Gene Ontology annotation, cellular component: cytoplasm. NCBI's taxonomy places the organism in Eukaryota, Fungi, Ascomycota, Eurotiomycetes, Eurotiales, Aspergillaceae.